Fomitiporia mediterranea MF3/22 is the source of this 2673-nucleotide messenger RNA. RefSeq lists its product as uncharacterized. The record is from RefSeq and is a predicted model, not a curated record. Bases 38 to 2422 code for a protein of 794 amino acids. Lineage: Eukaryota; Fungi; Basidiomycota; Agaricomycetes; Hymenochaetales; Hymenochaetaceae. The transcript is spliced from 3 exons.
CGAAUGCAAACCGAGUCACACUGCUCUCUCUUCUCACAUGCCACCACAUACUGACCGUCUUGAAGAUGAGGAGACUUCCAGUCUAUCCGACUACGACUCGGAAUGGACUCAAGUAUCUGGCACGGAAGACGACAGUGAUUUCCCACCUCUCACAGCCAUAUCAGACCGCCCGUCUUCCCGUGCGGAUACGAUCGAUGGCAGCGUCGAUGGAGACUUGUGGGAGGGAUUCAUAGACGGUAUUAGCAGGCAGCCUAGUCAAUCGAGCGAGGAAACGCGUCCAUUAGACGUUGACGCCACAGAUGCGACUCCUGAAGACGCCGAGGCUCUUAAUGCUAGUGUUGCCCCACGAGCUAGCGAGGACGAGAUAGUCAACGAUGCACUUGAUAGCAGCCUCGUUGGGACACUUAGGGCUUCCAGGAUCCGCUCAAGAGCAUCUUCUUUGCAUACUUCCUUGACGGAGUCUCAAUCCAAGCUUAGGCUGUCUUUUCCUGACCCACUCAGUUCUAGGGAGGAUCUUGAUUCCGACCAUGCCACUCAAGACGCAUCGGCUCCACCGAGCUCGGUUGAAGAACAUUGUGAGAAUGCUAUUACAGAAGAUACAUCAUCCUCGUUUGCAGAUAUUGAGCCUCCGGCAGUGCUGAGUGUCUCGGAGAUGGCCGAUGAAACAAUGACUCCAGCUGCUCCAGCUUCUGCAAUUUCAGACUCUGCGCAGUGUGUCCUAUAUCUUUACCUGUAUGGUUCGGCGACUUCAUCGAAAUGGAACGCUGCAGAGAAGAUUAUGAUUUUAUUUUUGCAACGGGACAAUGAUACACCUUCAUACGUCGAAGAAGACUCUACUCGUCACUACUAUUUCAGAUAUUUUCGUUUUGGCGACCCUAGUGGCGCUGUUGACAAACAAGAAUAUUCUGUGCGCGUUAUUGAUCGCACGUCAGAGUCCUCCGAAAUGGAGUCUACUAGUGUACCGGAUGAUAUACCAACCUUAGCACUCAUUUUACUUCCCGCGCGCUUGUCUGCGGUUCUUCCAAGACACAGUUUCUAUCUUCCCCUCAUCAGUCAUUCUUCUUUGGACUUCGGUUCCGAGGCACCAAUUGCUUCGCCCGCUUUUUCAGAGCAAGUUACGAUUGACUCUGCUCGUUAUACUUUGAAAAGGCUUGAUCUUCCGAAAGAGGAUAUAAUUACAUUGGAUGCAAAAUGUCCCAAAGCUAUUAUGGACGUGUCUGCAUUAGACCGUCUCGACCGAGCAUCCUUAGCGCAAGCCUUCUCUAUUGUAUUCAGUAGGGCGGGUGUGAGGGAAGAGUCACGUAAAGGUUAUGAGGGAGUGCGACUAUUUGGCAAUAUAUGGUACACACUUGCUUUUGUUGCAGCGUCGUUAUUGGCUAUCACUAUUGGUGGCUUUCAAGUCCACAGGAGCUCAGUACCGUCACCCACGUUCAUCUGUAUAAAGAGCAGACCAACUGCCAGUGACUCAGCUACCUCAGUGAAGUUUACCAGCACACUUUCAACUUCCUUAAUCCCGUCAGAAGAUGUCACUGGCGCUAGUCGCCCCAUGCAUACGCCUCUAGCGACUAUUAUUACAGAGGCGUCUGUACGCAAUGCUCUUGCUUCAAUUGACAGGAAGACGGACGUGCUGAAGCUAACUGACAUUGUUCGUGGAGUUAUUUCGGUAAAGACCGAGUCGUCAGUACCAAGCACGAGCAUCCCUGAGCCGUCUAGUGGUCGGACCAAAGCUCAAUCAUGGGCUAACAAACUCAAUCUCGGCAUAGGCGAAUAUAUCCCUAGAGACCUGAUAGUCUGGCCCGUUAACGUCAUAGGCAAAGGAAGCAAGGAGUCCACAUCGUCACAGAUACAUGCGGGUAAAGUUACCGAGCGUUGCCCUUCUGGAAAUUGCAUUAAAUCACUCAGUCUACGUGCCGUACACAACUCACUGGCCGUUGUUUCAUCCACGAGGAAGGCAUUGAAGAAGGCUGCGGGAAGGGAUAUGACUGUGGUUUACGAGGCGAUUGAUGAGCUUUUGAAUGCUCUCGGGCGCCAGAUUAACUCUGCGAAGGCUGAGAUGAAGGAUGCAAAAAGCGUGGCCUUAUCGAGCUUCUCGUUCCGUAACAUGCGCGCGAAGGAAAACGCCAAACGUCUACGCCAGGCGGGCGAGCACUUUAUCAAAGCUGCUGGUGAACGUUUGCGAAACAAGGGAGAGGAGGUAAUGAACAUGGCGAGCCAGGUGCGUGAGAGCGCAAAGGCCAUCCGCCAAGACGCUAUUAAUUCGCGUCAGUCAAGGCGUAUGCGCCGAAAAGAAAGACAGCGGCUACGAAAUGAUCGGUCUGGAGCAAAGGAUGGGAAUUGGAAAGGGAGACAGGGACGGGCGCAGAAGAAGCACGACCGGGGCUUGCGACGACAGCAGCGCCGACAGCAGCACUCAAGCGAGUGACUUAGCUGAGAUUUCCACAUGAACGAUCUGGCGGGACAUUCUUUGUGCUCGGCAAUUUUUUUGUUUUGCUGGCUUCUGGCGUUGGCUGUUUGAUCGUGGCUGUAUGCAUUGGACGUUGUGCAUGUGUUUCAGCUUCUGAACGUUGGCUUUCCCGGGCUGCGUUCAGUUCAGUGUUGUAAUAUUAAUAAGUUGUAAAUGUAUAGGUUGAUGUAUAAGAUAACUAAAUGCAGAACAAUAACCCAGCUCAAGUU